UGUGGAGAACGCGUCAUGUCAUUAAUAAAGAGACAAAGGGCAAAUCAGUAAUUAAACAAAUAAAUUUCUCUCCCUCUCGUUACAGCUGACCAAUCAAUCACUCUUCGAAUCCACGUCUCUGCAACUCUAUCUCUCUCUAUCUUUCUGUCUGUAUUUGAUACAACCCUUCACCUUUAUGAGAUUAUCGGAAUUUUGCCUCUUACAAAACCAAGUCCACGAUCUCACAUUUCCCUCACUGUCCUCAGAGAAGCCACCGGAAGGAAUUACAGCCAACCAUCCAAACUAUGUCGUUUCAGGAGGAUGAGGAAUCCAUGGAGCACACCCUCCUGGUGGUCCGCGAGGUUUCCGUUUACAAAAUACCUCCACGUUCUACUUCCGGCGGUUACAAAUGUGGGGAGUGGUUACAGUCCGAUAAGAUCUGGUCCGGUAGGCUUCGGGUCGUGUCUUGUAAGGACCGAUGUGAGAUCCGAUUAGAGGAUCCUAACUCUGGCGAGCUUUUCGCAGCGUGUUUUGUGCAACCGGGUCAGCGCGAGAACUCGGUAGAGACGGUGCUAGAUUCGUCCAGGUAUUUUGUGCUUAAGAUCGAGGACGGAACAGGGAAACAUGCGUUUAUCGGGCUAGGGUUUACCGAGAGGAAUGAGGCGUUUGAUUUUAAUGUCGCGUUAUCGGAUCACGAGAAAUACGUUAGGAGAGAAAACGAGAAGGAGAAUGGAGAGACGAGCGAGAGCGACACCCACAUCGAUAUACAUCCUGCUGUAAAUCACAGACUAAAGGAAGGUGAAACCAUCCGUAUAAAUGUGAAGCCUAAACCAACCAGUGGAACUGGAAUGCUUUCAGCAGCAGGUCUAUCUGGGGGACUUUCGGGAACUGGUAAGCCUAAGACUUUAGGCAUCGCACCACCACCAAGUGGGGCGGGAAAAAUAAGGUCGCCGCUCCCACCACCUCCAAAUGAUCCAGCUGCUGCAAGAAUGACUGCUGCUAAUCCUGGUGUUGGUCUCAGGGCACCUAAAGAAAAUACAAAGCUAUCUACUGAUCCUUUAUCAGAUCUUUCUCCACUUGAGAGGAAUCUUCCUUCAGCAACAUCAGGAUCAACAAAGACGAGUGCAUCAGGCUGGGCGGCUUUCUAGUUUUGUGGGUUAUUUAUUUGGGUAUGAAACCUCUGUUGAUGUUUUCUUUACAAAAGUGAAAAUGAACAUAUAAUUGAAAAAAGUAAGAAAGCACAGCCAUAUAUGUUCAUGUGUGGAAAAUAAUGUUUAAUGGAAUACAGGAAUACUUCUUUCUCCUACAAGAAUACUUCUUUAAAUUGAAUUAUGUUUCAUCUUCAUUUUCUUUGGCUGAUAUUUAGAGACACUAUGGACCAAAUAUGGUGUCUAGUUUGAUGUUUGGCGUUUGAGCUAAACGUUGUUAUGCUUUAGUUUGAGAUCUUUGCUUGUUGGCUUAUAUGCCUAUCAAAGUAUCCAAGUAAUACAUGCCUAUCAAGGAACUUGAUUGC
This is a messenger RNA of Jatropha curcas, 1492 nucleotides long. It is a transcript of the gene ABCI18, whose product is annotated as non-intrinsic ABC protein 4. Lineage: Eukaryota; Viridiplantae; Streptophyta; Magnoliopsida; Malpighiales; Euphorbiaceae. The record is from RefSeq and is a predicted model, not a curated record. Gene Ontology annotation, biological process: endocytosis. Gene Ontology annotation, cellular component: membrane; clathrin vesicle coat.